This is a messenger RNA of Lepus europaeus (European hare), 871 nucleotides long. It is a transcript of the gene PSMB1, whose product is annotated as proteasome 20S subunit beta 1. The record is from RefSeq and is a predicted model, not a curated record. NCBI's taxonomy places the organism in Eukaryota, Metazoa, Chordata, Mammalia, Lagomorpha, Leporidae. Bases 67 to 792 code for a protein of 241 amino acids. Gene Ontology annotation, cellular component: proteasome core complex. The transcript is spliced from 6 exons.
UUCCGGUCUGGACCGCCAUCUUGUCGUGAGACAGCAGGAGCCCGGAGGAGCUGCGGCCUCGCGGAGAUGUUGAGCUCUCCAGCCAUGUACUCGGGUCCCGGCCGAGACCUGGGGAUGGACGUACACAGUGUCGCGGGCCCGGUGCAGCGGCGCUUUUCGCCUUACGCCUUUAACGGAGGUACUGUAUUGGCAAUUGCUGGAGAAGAUUUUUCCAUUGUUGCUUCUGACACUCGAUUGAGUGAAGGAUUUUCAAUUCACACGCGGGACAGCCCUAAAUGUUAUAAAUUAACAGAUAGAACAGUCAUCGGAUGCAGUGGUUUCCAUGGAGACUGUCUGACCUUGACAAAGAUUAUUGAAGCAAGACUAAAGAUGUAUAAGCAUUCCAAUAAUAAGGCCAUGACUACAGGAGCAAUUGCUGCAAUGCUGUCUACAAUCCUGUACUCCAGGCGCUUCUUUCCAUACUAUGUUUACAACAUCAUCGGUGGACUUGAUGAAGAAGGGAAGGGAGCCGUGUACAGCUUUGACCCAGUGGGAUCCUACCAGCGAGACUCCUUCAAGGCUGGAGGCUCUGCCAGUGCCAUGCUGCAGCCCCUGCUGGACAACCAGGUUGGCUUUAAGAACAUGCAGAACGUUGAGCACAUCCCACUGACCUUGGACAGAGCCAUGCGACUGGUGAAAGAUGUCUUCAUUUCUGCAGCCGAGAGGGACGUGUACACAGGGGACGCACUCCGGAUCUGCAUUGUAACCAAGGAAGGCAUCAGGGAGGAGACUGUCCCCCUGCGGAAGGACUGAUAGAGGUGGUGUUAGUGGAACCCUGGUUAGUUCUGUAUCUGGGACUUUGGAUGAGUUUUAUUAAAAGGAGUGAAGUAUA